Molecule: messenger RNA, 960 nt
Organism: Thyridium curvatum
Lineage: Eukaryota; Fungi; Ascomycota; Sordariomycetes; Thyridiales; Thyridiaceae
Exons: 3
Coding region: 1-960 (319 amino acids)
Molecular function (GO): protein binding
Source: RefSeq, a predicted model, not a curated record
AUGAGCCCAGAAGAGGUUCUCCUCAAACUGCUCAAUUCUGGCGGGCUGAGCGAUCUCCAAUUCUCGUGCAAGGACGUCAAGGUCAAGGUCCACAAGGCUAUAGUCUGCAUCCAGUCCCCUGUCAUCCGCACGGCCCUCCAAGGCAACUUCAAGGAAGCUGCGAGUCGAGUCAUCGAUAUGGACAGCUUUGACCCUGACGUUGUCCGGCGCUUCACCGAGUUUCUGUACACCGGAGACUAUGAAGAGUUCCCAGCGCCUGACACGCCCAAGGCUGGCCCGGCUGCAGCGACCACCAAACCGGAGGGAGAUGGAGAGGACCAAGACAAGGAUAGCGCCAAUGAGAUCUCCUCCAGCAACGAGUCUGUUGCGAGCGGCGACUCGUCCGACGCCGAACACAUUGUCUCGCGGCACCUGCUCAUGAACUCGAUCGGCGACUACUACGCCGUCCAGGACCUGGUCGACCUCGCCAACGCCAAGACGCAGAGCCUGCUGUCCAACUCGGUCUUCUCGGUGAGCGCCCUGCUCUCGCUGGGCGAGACGGCGGUCAAGGUCACCGGAGACAAGGACGUCCUGGACAUCAUCGCCAAGGCCACGGGCCGCGUCCUGGCCCUCGCCGGCGACGCCGAGAGCGAAGUGGACAUCGACGCCGACCCCGAGAUCGACAUCAUGGCCCGCCACGAGGACCUCCUCUCGUACUUUGGCCUCCGCCUCCUCGCCUCCUGCCGCCGCGAGUACCGGAUCCGCAAGGACAGCACUGAUCACGAGCAGUGGGAGGAUCGAAGGGCGAUCCAGCAAUACGAAAACAGGAUCGCUAUGCACGACCGGGCUGUCAUGAACCUCCUGAACGCCAAGCAGUGCCGGAACCAGGGCUGCGACCCGCCGUACUCGUUCAUGAUCCACCCGCAGAAGGGCGAGGUCAUCUGCCGACGCUGCCGAUGGGUCUUUGAUCUCUGUUGUUAG